Cebus imitator (Panamanian white-faced capuchin) is the source of this 1708-nucleotide messenger RNA. It is a transcript of the gene SLC47A1, whose product is annotated as solute carrier family 47 member 1. Lineage: Eukaryota; Metazoa; Chordata; Mammalia; Primates; Cebidae. The coding region runs from base 98 to 1549 and encodes 483 amino acids. Gene Ontology annotation, cellular component: membrane. The record is from RefSeq and is a predicted model, not a curated record. The transcript is spliced from 13 exons. Gene Ontology annotation, molecular function: antiporter activity; xenobiotic transmembrane transporter activity. Gene Ontology annotation, biological process: xenobiotic detoxification by transmembrane export across the plasma membrane.
UCUGGGCGGGCGGCAGGGGCGGGGACUGCAGAACAGGCUGCGCUACGCGGUCCCCACAGCAGGCCUCCGCCCUCCCCGGCCGCAGCGCGCCUGGCACAUGGAGGCUCCUGAGGAGCUCGCGCCCGUGCCCGCGCGCGGAGGCCCGGAGACCAUCCUUGAGCUCCGCGAGGCGCGCCGCCUGCGGCUGUCCGACUUCCGAGAGGAGCUGCGGGCGCUCUUGGUCCUAGCGGGCCCAGCGUUCUUGGUUCAGCUGAUGGUGUUCCUGAUCAGCUUCAUAAGCUCCGUGUUCUGCGGCCACCUGGGCAAGCUGGAGCUGGACGCGGUCACGCUGGCGAUCGCGGUUAUCAAUGUCACUGGUGUCUCGGUGGGAUUUGGCUUAUCUUCUGCUUGUGACACCCUCAUCUCCCAGACGUACGGGAGUCAGAACCUGAAGCACGUGGGCGUGAUCCUGCAGCGAAGCGCGCUCAUCUUGCUCCUCUGCUGCUUCCCCUGCUGGGCGCUCUUUCUCAACACCCAACACAUCCUGCUGCUCUUCAGGCAGGACCCAGGCGUGUCCAGGCUUACUCAGACCUAUGUCACGAUCUUCAUUCCAGCUCUUCCUGCAACCUUUCUUUAUUUGUUACAAGUUAAAUAUUUGCUCAACCAGGUAAUGCUGAGUGUUCUCUUCCUUUGGGAGGUUCAUGGGAGUUUGUACCUUUCUGGGAAUGGGGGCCCUGAAGAUACUCCGGGACCAGGGACUCCAGGGUGGAGAGAGCUCACGGUUCCUGCAGGCUUCAGCGUGGCUGCCAGUGUCCGGGUGGGAACUGCUCUGGGGGCUGGAAACAUGGAGCAGGCACGGAAGUCCUCCACGGUUUCCCUGCUCAUCACAGUGCUCUUUGCUGUAGGCUUCAGUGUCCUGCUGUUAAGCUGUAAGGAUCACGUGGGGUACAUUUUCACUACCGACCGAGACAUCAUUAAUCUGGUGGCUCAGGUGGUUCCAAUUUAUGCUGUCUCCCACCUCUUUGAAGCACUUGCUUGCACGAGCGGUGGCGUUCUGAGGGGGAGUGGAAAUCAGAAGGUGGGAGCCGUCGUGAAUGCCGUUGGGUACUAUGUGGUGGGCCUCCCCGUUGGGAUCGCGCUGAUGUUUGCAACCAAACUUGGAGUGAUGGGUCUGUGGUCAGGGAUCAUCAUCUGUACAGUCUUUCAAGCUGUGUGUUUUCUAGGCUUUAUUAUUCAGCUAAAUUGGGAAAAAGCCUGUCAGCAGGCUCAGGUACAUGCCAAUUUGAAAGUAAACGUGGCUCGGAGUGGGAAUUCUGCUCUCGCGCAGGAUCUGCCUCACCCAGGGUGCCCUGAAAACCAUGAAGGAAUUUUAAUGAACGAUGCUGAAAAGACAGGCGAGAGUCAGUCGGAUCAGCAGAUGCACCAAGCACAACCUCCGCCCGUCCAUCCACGGGACAGCGCGAAGUUGUCCAGGAAACAGCUGGUGCUGCGGCGAGGCCUUCUGCUUCUGGGGGUCUUCUUAAUCUUGCUGGUGGGGAUUUUAGUGAGAUUAUAUGUCAGAAUUCAGUGAUGUCGCAGCAGGCAAAGUCAGGUCAAGUGGGGAUGCUUUUGAGCUUACACACAGAUACAGGCCCACCAGUGACAAUUUCCUUUCAGUUAAUGUCAUUCAGGUGCGCUCAUGGAUUUCGAAGAUUUGGAAUGCAAAGAUACAUUUAAAAAAAAAAAAAAA